AUGGCGGACGCAAGCAGAACCCCCGAGGACGUAGCUACGGAUUACGAUCUUCUCCCAAAACUAGUCACCCAUCUCGAUCGCCAUUUGAUAUUCCCUCUCCUCCAGUUUGCCGAAGAUGCAGAGGGCUCGCCAUCCACUGCGAGAGCGCAGUUCGAGCUGUUGAAAAAGACGAACAUGACCGAUUUCGUGGCGAGAUUAUACUGUGUGAUGGAAGAUAUAGAUGACCCACCAAAAGAAUAUGCGACAAAGAGACAGGAGGUUCUAGACAGGCUGGAGAAAUAUGAGAAUGAGAGUCAGCAGAUUACAGAUCUUCUCGGCAGAGAAGAUGUCGUUACUGGUCUGCGAAGUGAUAAGUUGGCGAAUUUGGAGUUCUUGAAGAAAGAGCAUGGUGUCACUUUGGAUAUGGUUAACGUUCUUUAUGAUUUCGGAAACUUCCAAUACAGCUGUGGAAAUUAUGGCGCCGCUUCCGAACUCCUCUACCAAUUCCGAGUUCUUUCUACCGACAAUGACAAGGUUUCUGCUGCAACAUGGGGGAAACUAGCAUCUGAGAUCCUUACUGGAAACUGGGAGGCAGCUAUGGAGGAAGUCCAGAAAGUGAAGGAAUCGAUCGACACAAAACUCUUCAACAAUCCUCUCGCACAACUUACACACCGAACAUGGCUCAUCCACUGGUGCCUUUUCCCAUUUUUCAACUACGAACCUGCCCGCGAUACCAUUUGCGAACUUUUCUUUUCCGCCCCAUUUAUCAACACAAUCCAAACCGCCUGCCCGUGGAUUCUUAGAUAUCUCACAGCAGCCGUGAUCACCAACCGAAGUCGCACACGUAACACCGGCCAGUACCAGAAGCAGCUUAAGGAUAUUAUUCGUAUUGUUAAGCAAGAGAACUACGAGUACAGCGACCCGGUCACGGAUUUCAUUAAGGCUCUAUAUAUCGACUUUGAUUUUGAGGAGGCACAAAAGAAGCUUUCAGAAGCCGAGGAGGUUCUCCGUUCCGAUUUCUUCCUCCACGCUUCGUCAGAUCCAUUUGUAGAGGCGGCACGUCAUCUCAUCUCGGAAAGCUACUGCAAGAUUCACCAGCGUAUCGAUAUCAAGGACUUGAGCGCGAGAUUAGGUUUGAACCAGGAUGAGGGUGAGAAGUGGAUUGUCAACUUGAUUAGAGAUACCCGAGUUGAUGCCAAGAUCGAUUAUAAGGAGGGCACAGUAGUGAUGAACCACCCACCAAGCAGCGUGUACCAGCAAGUGAUUGAGCGGACGAAGGGUGGUUUCUUCAGGACACAAGUCUUGAGUGCUGCAGUUGCAAAAUGA
Messenger RNA from Glarea lozoyensis ATCC 20868, 1305 nucleotides. RefSeq names its product Winged helix DNA-binding protein. Gene Ontology annotation, biological process: translational initiation. The record is from RefSeq and is a predicted model, not a curated record. Gene Ontology annotation, cellular component: nucleus; cytoplasm; eukaryotic translation initiation factor 3 complex. The coding region runs from base 1 to 1305 and encodes 434 amino acids. Gene Ontology annotation, molecular function: translation initiation factor activity. NCBI's taxonomy places the organism in Eukaryota, Fungi, Ascomycota, Leotiomycetes, Helotiales, Helotiaceae. The transcript is spliced from 2 exons.